AUGAAAAUUGGGUCCAGCGUGGCCAUCCAGAGUUCCUGGAAGCUGGGCAGAGAGGUGAUCGGAUCACAAGAGUUCACUGCUCAGCACUGGAUGUUAUUCGGCUGGGUCCACAGACCACCAGAAGAGGACUCCACUCUUUCCAGGGUGUCCGACCGCUGCAACUAUGUCUUUGUCAAUGGCAAAGAGAUAAAAGGCAAGAUGGAUGCAGUGGUGAACUUCACGUACCAGUACCUGAGUGCCCCCCUGCACAUCACCGUGUGGGUGCCCCGGCUACCCCUGCAGAUCGAAGUCUCUGACACAGAGCUCAGCCAGAUUAAGGGCUGGAGGGUUCCCAUCGUGGCCAGUAAAAGGCCCACACGAGAGAGCGAGGAUGAGGAUGAGGAGGAGCGGCGGGGCCGGGGCUGUGCCCUGCAGUACCAGCGUGCCACCGUGCGGGUCCUCACCCAGUUUGUGUCUGAGGGUGCAGGCCUGUGGGGUCAGCUGAGCCACCUGCUUAGUCCCGACUGGCAGUUCGACAUCACCCACCUGGUCACAGAAUUCAUGAAGUUGGAGGAGCCUCACGUGGCCACACUCCAGGACAGCAGGAUCUUGGUCGGGCGGGAGGUUGGGAUGACGACCAUCCAGGUGUUGUCCCCACUGUCUGACUCCAUCCUGGCAGAGAAGACAGUGACCGUGUUAGAUGACAAAGUGUCGGUCACAGACUUGGCCAUCCAGCUCAUGGCUGGGCUGUCAGUCAACCUCCACCCCAACACAGAGAACAGCAAGGUCAUCACGGCUGUGGCCACAGCUGAGGAGCUGCUGCGGACUCCCAAACAG
Galeopterus variegatus (Sunda flying lemur) is the source of this 816-nucleotide messenger RNA. Its product is annotated as transmembrane protein 132C-like. The annotation marks the transcript as partial. NCBI's taxonomy places the organism in Eukaryota, Metazoa, Chordata, Mammalia, Dermoptera, Cynocephalidae. The record is from RefSeq and is a predicted model, not a curated record. The transcript is spliced from 4 exons.